Homalodisca vitripennis (glassy-winged sharpshooter) is the source of this 723-nucleotide messenger RNA. RefSeq lists its product as uncharacterized. The transcript has a single exon. The record is from RefSeq and is a predicted model, not a curated record. The coding region runs from base 282 to 695 and encodes 137 amino acids. NCBI's taxonomy places the organism in Eukaryota, Metazoa, Arthropoda, Insecta, Hemiptera, Cicadellidae.
UAGAAAUAAAAUCUGUAUAGGCUAUAAUUUGUUGUUUCUUUUUUCAGGGGAAAUAUUACUUUCAAUAUGCCUGGAAACAAGAACACGUUUUUAAAACUACAGUGAAGAUGCUAUGAAAGCUGCAGUUGAAGAUGUUCGCUUGCACAAAAACAUCUAUUCGGGCAGCUGCUAAGAAAUUUUCAGUCCCCAGAAACAACUUUGAAAUAUAAAUUAGAGGGUAAAUCACCAAUGGACAGAAAAAUGGGCCCGCCUUCCAUUCUACGAGCAAAGAAGAAGCUGAAAUGAGCAGGUGGGUGGAGAACAUGGCACAGGCUGGUUUCCCGGUCACUGUUGAGCAGCUAUGUAUCAGUGUGGAGAAGUACAUAAAAGAGGUGAAGCGCGAUACCCCUUUCAAAGAUGGAAGACCAGGCAGGACUUGGAUGAUAGGUUUUCUUCGGAGAAAUCCUUCAGUUUCAAAAAGGGUUUCUCAAAACCUAACCGUCUCGCGGGCAGCAGUCACAAGGGAAAACGUACUGAAUUGGUUUUCAGAAGUGGAAUCCUCUAUUACUAAAGAGCAUGGUGAUGAUAGAAUUUUGGAAGACCCAUCUCGGUUAUUUAAUUGUGAUGAGUCAGCAUUUUUUCUUAAUCCAAAAGGCCCCAAAGUGCUUGCUAAAAAAGGAGAUAAAACAGUUUAUCAAAAAAGUAAAUGUCGAUGAGAAGGAGUGCGUUACAGUGUUGGUGGUA